AUGCACCAGCCGUGGGCGUCGCUGCUGGUGCACGGCACCAAGCGCGUGGAGGGCCGCUCCUGGCCUUCGCCGGUCACCGGCCGCCUCUGGAUCCACGCCGCCUCCAAGGUGCCCGACCCCGACACUGUCGCCGCCAUGGAGGACUUCUACCGGGAGAUCUACGCCGUCGACGGGGUCCACCACAUCGACUUCCCCCAGCACUACCCCGUCUCCUGCCUCCUCGGAUGCGUCGAGGUGGUCGGCUGCGUCAGGUCCGAGGAGCUGGUCUGCUGGGAGGAUGUGCCUCAAUCACAACUGCCUUACCAGUACGCCGCCAAGGGGGCAUGCCUUGCCCUGGUAGCAAGGAGGGAGUGGAGCCUGUGGCAGGUCGCCGACCACGCCUUUGAGCUCGGCGCGCCGGACGUGAUCAUUCACCCCGGGGACGUCGCAGACCCCGACGACUACAACAGAUUUAUUCAGGCCACAGUCGACCACUACGACCAAUAUUGA
Molecule: messenger RNA, 489 nt
Organism: Triticum aestivum (bread wheat)
Lineage: Eukaryota; Viridiplantae; Streptophyta; Magnoliopsida; Poales; Poaceae
Product: activating signal cointegrator 1-like
Exons: 4
Coding region: 1-489 (162 amino acids)
Source: RefSeq, a predicted model, not a curated record